AUGGCCACGACGGGUGACGAUGUCGCAGCUGCUCGAUUGCAGUAUUCCUAUCUGGCCCUACACAACUCGGGCGGUACACCGAAAUGGCACGGUCCACCGGAUUCUCUACAGCGCAACUAUGACAUCGACGUGAUGCAGAUCGAAUUGCCUCAGUUGGUAACCUUUGUUACUGACGAUGUUGAUCUAACCGCGGCAUCAACAGGUCCGAGAUGCGCGGGGGUUGGACCCGAGCUGGUUCACCCGUCAGGAGCCGUAUACAACUACAAUGCGGGAAUGAAAACAUUCGCCGAAAUGAACUUGAGGACUUGUUCAGAGGAACGGCUCCGGAGGCUUGAGUCCUGGGUCAGAGCGUCAAGAGCCAAGCUAAACGGAAAGGGAUAUUUGCUAGUCGUGGAGCCGAUCGUAGUGCAAGAGAAGGAAGUCUAUCCGUACUAUUACGUCGUCCCAGAAAAUCAUAUCAUUACCUGGGUGGAGCCAGUGAAUGGCUACCUUCUUUUCCAGGAAUCUAUGGCAUCGCACUGGAAUCAUAAAAGACUCGAACUGGAGGCUCAAUUUUGGAAACAUGCCGAAUAUUUUCCUCACGAAAUCACAAUACCCCUCUCCGAAGUAAGAGCUUUGCGAAUUCAGCUGAACUGGUAUCGCGUAGAAGCAUUGGCCAUUGAACAGUCAACAGCGGCUUCAAUAUUCUGGACUCUGGACCAGAUGAAGGAAAUGACCGAUGAGCUGAUCAUUGCUGGCACGUACCUUUAUCUUCACCGUUCAACCCACAUUAAUAUUAUCAAAUUGAUGACUGACACAGAGGAACUUGCAGAACCUGAUGGGACCAUGAAGGGACCAGGUGUUGCAAUAUGUGGUGCGCAAAAUAUUGCAUAUGCUCCGUACGAUCCCGUUUUCUCAUACCAUACGUCAUUGAAUCAAGCGAUCAAAACAGGUCAUCACGAAUACCUGAACCAUUAUGGCCAACCCGAAGCUCGCCUGAUACGAAUGCACUCACUGGCCGAAAAACGCAGAGACCUCGAAGAUUCUCCCUUGAUCGCUGGCGCUGCAGCCGCCAUGCUUUGGAUUCCAUUGAUGAUGCUUAGACGCCUUAAAACGAUUUACGUUGAUGGUCUCGUGAAUGUGGUGGACAUAAGGAGUUUUACUGACAAUUUCAGUGCCCAGGCUAAAGCUCAAACCACCGUGGCAAGUGUCAUCAUGGCCGUCAACGCCAGCAUCCUUGCUGUCCCAGGUUUGGGCACGCAACUUACCACGAAAACGAUGUGCUCUAUCUCCUUCGUUCUCAGUUUCUACUGUAUUAUCGGGUGCGCAAUAGCACAACACUUUGGUCACAGGUUAAGAUCCCUUGACUUUGCGGUGUAUUAUCUACAGGAGAAGAUGGCCAGUCUUGCUAUCAUCGCAAGUAUACCGAGUUUUUUGUACCUGACGAGUUUGGGAUUUUCCAUCCUCGGAUUUCUGGCAGGUGUAUUUACUGCUGAAUUCGGACUAUCUUUGUCUGCAAGGAUUGGAUGCGUGCUGGCGCUCGUUGUUGGAGCGGGCCUCAUACUUCCGUUGACGAUAGCCAGUUUCGGUCCUGGCCUGAUUCGGUGA
Messenger RNA from Suillus clintonianus, 1587 nucleotides. RefSeq lists its product as uncharacterized. NCBI's taxonomy places the organism in Eukaryota, Fungi, Basidiomycota, Agaricomycetes, Boletales, Suillaceae. The record is from RefSeq and is a predicted model, not a curated record. The transcript has 11 exons. The coding region runs from base 1 to 1587 and encodes 528 amino acids.